AGGCGGUCAACCCAAGCUUUCUGAUCAGGACGGAUGAGCGUACGAAGCAUCAUUUGAGCGGUUUGAUGUGCCCGCUCCGUUUGCCCGUCCGUUUGUGGAUGCCAAGCCGAUUUUGGUUUCAUCUUCGUGUCGGAUUCCUGCAUGAGAGAAAUCCAAAAUGCCGACAUGAAGCGAGUGUCGGGGUCGUUGAUGAUGUCUUCCGGUACGCCGUGGCUGCAAAUCCAGCCGGUGUGCAAGAGGCGCGCAAGUUCGGGAGCCGUGGAGUAGUACUUGCAAGGGAGAAACUGCGCGUACUUACUCAAACGGUCAACGACUGUGAGGAUGCCAUCGUGCCCGAGGCAGUCGCGGGGAGACGGUCCGGUGACGUUCAUGGCAAUGGAGAGGGCGGGUUCCCGUGGGAUUGGCAUCGGGCGCAACUCGCCGGAGGGAUUGUGGUUGUGGGGCUUGCUUCGUCGGCAAACUUCGCAAUAGUCGCAAUGCCUAAUGGCAUCGGUAAUGAGGUCGGGCCAUCGGAAUCGUUGCCAAAGUCGUGCAAUAGUGCGAUUGACUCCGAAAUGGCCGGCGAGUCGCGAGUCAUGGUACUCGCCGAGAAGGCGAGUCCGACGACGACGGUCUCGUGGGACACAUAAUAAGUCCUUGCCUCGCGAGUGAAGGAGCAAGUACCCGUCG
Molecule: messenger RNA, 669 nt
Organism: Chara braunii
Lineage: Eukaryota; Viridiplantae; Streptophyta; Charophyceae; Charales; Characeae
Source: the annotation of a GenBank genome assembly